Histoplasma mississippiense is the source of this 399-nucleotide messenger RNA. RefSeq lists its product as hypothetical. NCBI's taxonomy places the organism in Eukaryota, Fungi, Ascomycota, Eurotiomycetes, Onygenales, Ajellomycetaceae. The transcript is spliced from 4 exons. The coding region runs from base 1 to 399 and encodes 132 amino acids. The record is from RefSeq and is a predicted model, not a curated record.
AUGGUCAAAAACUAUUCCAAUGCGGCGACUGGACACGGGGGAAGUUCUCCGCCCACUGUAAUUAUCGACAUCGGCACGGUGGUACAGCAAUGGUGGCAGGAUGAAAGCAUCUAUAGAAAAUCUGAAGCCAUGGUUAGACAUCUAGAGGAAGCGAUUCUGAGCUUGGAAAGGAGAAAGUCUUUGAAGCCAACCCACUACGACUACACUGACUACGAAAGGGGGAAGAAUUUGUUAUUCGACACCUUGAAGCCAAGGGUGUUUGACAACCUGGCCAGCAGAAAGACGUUUCUCCGGCGAAAACUGAAGAAGUUUAAACAGCAAAUCCUCAAGCUCACUGGCCUCAGCUUCUGUCAAGCGCGUCCCCGGCUGAAUAUUCGGGGCGAGGCGUUCAACAGCUAA